Aedes albopictus (Asian tiger mosquito) is the source of this 732-nucleotide messenger RNA. Its product is annotated as protein transport protein Sec61 subunit gamma. Gene Ontology annotation, biological process: protein targeting; post-translational protein targeting to membrane, translocation. The record is from RefSeq and is a predicted model, not a curated record. Gene Ontology annotation, cellular component: Ssh1 translocon complex; membrane. The coding region runs from base 182 to 388 and encodes 68 amino acids. Lineage: Eukaryota; Metazoa; Arthropoda; Insecta; Diptera; Culicidae. The transcript is spliced from 2 exons. Gene Ontology annotation, molecular function: transmembrane protein transporter activity.
GUUCAACACAUCAGCAACACGCAGAAGAGGCAGCCAGUUCACUACACUUUUCAUUCGAUCUCCAGUGCGGUAGCAACGCAGUUCGUGUGUUUCGUGAAAAAGUCGAAUAUUUUGUGAAAUUUGUGCACAUUUGUGUGGAAUAGUUCGUUGCCGACGUUAAUUAAAAACAACCCAAGUCAGAAUGGAUCAAAUCGCCAAGAUCUACGAGCCGGGCCGUUCCUUUGCCAAGGACUCGAUCCGAUUGAUCAAGCGCUGUACCAAGCCGGACCGUCGCGAGUUCCAGAAGAUUGCCAUCGCCACGGCCAUCGGGUUCUGCAUCAUGGGAUUUAUCGGUUUCUUCGUCAAACUGAUACACAUCCCGAUCAACAACAUCAUCGUCGGAUCGUAAGCGGCAAUCCCCUGGACGGGAGAGGUUCGUUCUAACAUUGUGUGACUGAGAAGCAGAAGUUGUUAUUUACUAGCAAGCAAACGAAAGUUUUCAAUCUUCAACGCAAAAUCGUCGUCAUUUCAUGUCCAGUAAUCAGCCACUAACCUUCCCCCUUCGAUGAACUGUUUUUUUAUUACAUUGUAAGGAAUCCCACACACUCUUAAGCUUAGAAUGGAAUCGUGUUUGAUAUAUAGUGUGAUGUUUGCGCAGCACGUGCAAACGAGAUGAGUUGAGAAUCAUUUAAGUAAACAAAUUGAUUUAUCUUAUAUCGAGGAAAUGAUAAUAUAACUUAUUGUUUCAUUGUA